AUGCCUGUUGAUCUUGAAUUUAUCAAUCGAUUACAACAAUCAAUAAAUCUCGUAGCAACCAGAAAUAAUACACAAUCAGAACAAGUAGCAAUAAUUCCAUCUGGUGGGUCAUUUACGUAUAAUUUACCCGAUGGUUGGUCAGGCAAUUUUCGACAUGGUAUGGGCGGUUCUGGAAUAACUCUUUUUGAAAUAUCUGUUAAAGCUAACGAUGGAAAUGUUUACUACGAUUUGAGUGUUAUUGAUGGUUUUAAUGUACCUAUAAAAGUUCAAGCGCCUGACGGAACAUACAUAGAAGCGCUACAUAGUGGAGCACCAAAUGCUUAUCUUUUCCCUGAUGAUAAUACCAAAACACACGGUGGUCCAGAAGGAAACUUUAUAAUCACCUUCGAACAAUAA
Molecule: messenger RNA, 396 nt
Organism: Adineta ricciae
Lineage: Eukaryota; Metazoa; Rotifera; Eurotatoria; Adinetida; Adinetidae
Source: the annotation of a GenBank genome assembly